AAGAACGAGCAAAAAUGCAGACUACACCAUCUAGCCGGUCGCAAACACUGUGUGGGAAGAUGAUUCGUACUCUGUCCAGUAAUUACCAACCAUCGAGGAAUGUCGAGCCACAUGUUUGCUCGACUGCAAUUGCGUUGAAGUGAUAUACAACAUCGGCGAGUGCAAAAAGCAAGGCCUCCCUCUGAGAUUCGGCAGGAGAGACCUCGCCAAUUCGAACAUAGUUUCCAUCAAGCUGAGUACAGCUACGUCGGAUGCAAAUGCACCGAAGUGAAUUAAAAAACUGAUCAGGAUUGACAUUUUGGUUGUGAGUGUCUCGUUGAUGGCUUUGGCGUUGAUAAUUCUAGUCACUCUUCGGGUCCUCGUUUACCGGAACAGGCUCCCGGGACAUCAAAUGUAUCCAGAGCAUGGAGUAAGCAUUGGAUGGAUAGAGGAUGUUGGACCGAGACGCUUCACUUAUGAGGAGCUCAAGGAAGUGACCAAGGAUUUCAAGGACGAGAUCGGUAACGGGGCAUUUGGAACAGUUUACAAAGGCACGCUGCUGAAUCGUCGAAAAGCGGCAGCCAUCAAGAGGCUUGAGAACAUCUCUUCUGAUGGGAACAUUGAAUUCCGAACCGAGGUGAAAAUCAUCGGGAGGAGUCAUCACCGGAAUUUGUUCUGCCUGCUUGGUUAUUGUGAGGAUGGAUACAACAGGCUUUUGGUGUAUGAAUAUAUGACCAAUGGCUCACUCGCGGAUCUGCUCUUUACGCCCGAAAGACAGCUUCAUUGGGAAGAAAAAAUGGGCAUUGCUCGCUAUAUAGCCGGAGGCCUCCUUUACCUCCACAAGGAGUGUGAGACGCAAAUCAUCCACUGCAAUAUAAAGCUUCACAACAUACUACUCGACGAGAAUGGAAGGGUGAAAAUAUCUGAUUUCGGACUGUCGAAGAUGUUGAAGCCGUAUCAGACCAAGACCAUGACUGGAAUGCGGGUAACCAGAGGGUACAUUGCGCUGGAGUGGCACAAGAAAUUACAAUUGACAGUGAAAGCCGACAUCUACAGCUUCAGGAUUGUGUUACUGGAGAUAAUUUGCAACUGGAGGAGCCUGGAUUGGCACCGCUCUGAGGAUGAAGCGAUUCUCGAAGAAUGGGUUUAUGGAUGCUUUUAGGCCGGUGGGCUGGCAAAGCUAGUGGACUCCGAGGAGGUCGAAACAAAGCAACUGGGGAGGGUGGUUAAAGUAGGACUGUGGUGCGUCCUGGAAGGGCCAUCGCUUCGUCCGUCCAUGAGGAAGGUGUUGCUGAUGCUCGAAGGCACCGUGGACAUCCCCAUACCGCCUUCUCGGACUUCCUUCCUCAGUUCCAUG
This is a messenger RNA of Syzygium oleosum, 1336 nucleotides long. RefSeq names its product G-type lectin S-receptor-like serine/threonine-protein kinase RLK1. The coding region runs from base 320 to 1141 and encodes 273 amino acids. The record is from RefSeq and is a predicted model, not a curated record. Gene Ontology annotation, molecular function: ATP binding; protein kinase activity. Gene Ontology annotation, biological process: protein phosphorylation. The transcript has a single exon. NCBI's taxonomy places the organism in Eukaryota, Viridiplantae, Streptophyta, Magnoliopsida, Myrtales, Myrtaceae.